Arvicola amphibius (Eurasian water vole) is the source of this 2236-nucleotide messenger RNA. It is a transcript of the gene Nol4l, whose product is annotated as nucleolar protein 4 like. The transcript is spliced from 11 exons. The record is from RefSeq and is a predicted model, not a curated record. Lineage: Eukaryota; Metazoa; Chordata; Mammalia; Rodentia; Cricetidae. The coding region runs from base 1 to 2040 and encodes 679 amino acids.
AUGCCGAAGCCGACGCUGCUGCUGCGCGGGGGCUGGGAGCGUGAGCGCAGCCCCGGGGACUCGGAGCUGGGCCGCCAGUUCCGGGACUGGUGCCUGCGCACCUACGGCGACUCGGCCAAAACCAAGACAGUGACACGCAGCAAAUACCAGCGGAUAGCCGAGGUCCUGCAGGGCGGCGGCGGGACCGGCGCGGGCAGCGGCCCGGCGGCCGGCGAGAAAGGCAAGUUCCAGUUCUGGGUGCGCUCCAAGGGCUUCCGCCUGGGCAGCGGCCGGGAACCCAAGAUGGGCCAAGUGGUGUAUGUGCCGGUCAAGACGGGCUCGGGGGCAGAUGGCCUGUCGGAGCCCGAGGGCAUCUCUCUGAAGCGGGUUGCUGUGGUGGAAGAUUUCUUUGACAUCAUCUACUCGAUGCACGUGGAGAGCUCCGCAGAGCCAGGCAAAGCCCCCAAGCACGCUGGGCAGAAGAAAACCUACCGAGCGAUCGCGGAGACCUACGCCUUCCUCCCCAGAGAGGCUGUGACUCGGUUCCUCAUGAGCUGCACGGAAUGUCAGAAGAGGAUGCACUUUAACUCCAGCGGCCCGGAGCCCAAAGAGAACGAGCCUCCAUCCCCUCUGGUGUCUGGCAUUAUUGACUACAACAUGCCCCUCACCUCCACCUACUUGAAGCAGAUGAAGCUGCGAGUGAUGAACUCUCAGGAGCAGGAUGAAACCUCUGUGAGCAGUGAGGAUUUUGAUAUGAAUGACUCCACAUGGAUGUCAGCUGACCCCCACCUGGCCUCCAGCCUGAGCCCCAGCCAGGAGGAGAGGAUGCGGAGCCCGCAGAACCUCCAUAGCCAAGAGGACGACGACUCCUCCUCUGAGAGCGGCAGCGGCAAUGGCUCUUCUACCCUGAACCCAUCCACUUCGAGCAGCACACAGGGUGAUCCUGCCUUCCCUGAGAUGAAUGGCAACGGUACUGCAGCCCCCAUGGACUUCACUGCCACUGCUGAGGAUCAGCCGAUCAACUUGUGUGAUAAGCUCCCACCAGGCACAGCGCUGGGCACACCGUCCUACCCCUCAGAUGGCUGCGGCACUGACGGGCUGCGGAGCCGUGUCAAGUAUGGGGUAAAGAGCACUCCUGAGUCUCCCCCCUACAGCUCUGGGAGCUACGAUUCCAUCAAGACUGAGGUCAGUGGCUGUCCUGAGGACCUGACAGUGGGCCGGGCCCCCACAGCAGAUGAUGACGAUGAUGAUCAUGAUGACCAUGAGGACAAUGACAAGAUGAAUGACUCAGAGGGCAUGGACCCUGAGCGGCUCAAGGCCUUCAAUAUGUUUGUGCGGCUGUUUGUGGAUGAGAACCUGGACCGCAUGGUGCCCAUCUCCAAGCAGCCCAAGGAGAAGAUCCAGGCCAUCAUUGAGUCAUGCAGCCGGCAGUUCCCCGAGUUCCAGGAGCGGGCCCGCAAGCGCAUUCGCACAUACCUCAAGUCCUGUCGUCGCAUGAAGAAGAAUGGCAUGGAGAUGACCAGACCCACUCCUCCCCACCUGACCUCAGCCAUGGCAGAAAACAUCCUAGCAGCUGCCUGCGAGAGUGAGACGAGAAAAGCAGCUAAAAGGAUGCGCCUGGAGAUCUACCAGUCCUCACAAGACGAACCCAUAGCCCUGGAUAAGCAACACUCUCGGGACUCCACAGCCAUCACCCACUCCACCUACUCACUGCCAGCCUCUGCCUACUCUCAGGACCCUGUGUACGUCAAUGGUGGCCUCAACUACAGCUACCGUAGCUAUGGGUCCUUGAGCAGCAACCUGCAGCCCUCUGCUUCCCUCCAGACAGGAAAUCACAGUAAUGGGCCCACGGACCUCAGCAUGAAAGGUGGGGCCUCUACACCCACUCCUCCCACACCUACCCCUUCCAGCAACAGCACCAGCAGGACCAUGCCCACGGCUCAGCUCAGCCCCACAGAGAUCAGCGCUGUGCGGCAGCUCAUUGCCGGCUACCGAGAGUCUGCAGCCUUCCUGCUGCGUUCUGCGGAUGAACUGGAAAACCUCAUUUUACAGCAGAACUGACCCCGCUGGCCCCCAGAAUGCACGACACCAGGGAAGGAGGCUGUCCCAGCUUGGACCCAGCUUCCUGCCUCACCAGUUGGUACAUUGUUUUCUGAGGUGGGAUCCAAAAGAGCUGUUUCUAGCCACAGUCCGAGCAUCUGAGACUUUGGGCACAAGGACACUUUUUUUUUCCUUUUCCUUUUUUUUUUUUUUUCUU